AUGUCCACCUUCCGGAAACCUACUACGACCAACCCGCAAGACUUCUGGCAUAUAAAACGGGCCAGGUGGGAUACGUUCAAAGAAGAAGCCGCUCUAGGUGGCUCGAAGAAGAAAGCUGCAUUGGUGCAACUACGAAGGUGUGAUGCCGCUGGCCGGAUCAUGGAGACGGAUGAAGGUGACAAAGAACAAACUUUCUAUGGAAUACCCGGCUGGCUCACACUGAGUGUUUUUGCAGGCAAGGAUGCUCUCAAACCCUGCUACUGGUGCACUCGAGAACGCAUCUGGGUGCCGUGUAAAGUAUUCAGCACCCACGACGACAUUGCGUGCGCCUAUUGCAAGCUUAAUGGAAAGGGCCGAUGUAAAGCGAAUCCCCCGAAGCAGGAGAGCGACAGUUAUAAUGAGGCCGUGUAUGGUGCUGUUGCGAGGGCACGCAUUGACGAGCUUCAAAAAGAGGUUGCGUCUUUGAACGAGCGCGUUGGUGGACUGGGGAGUCAGCUGUCAAAUCUUUUGGGCUUUUUCAACUCAUAUCAGCAAUGGACGACUUAA
This is a messenger RNA of Zasmidium cellare ATCC 36951, 546 nucleotides long. RefSeq lists its product as uncharacterized. The record is from RefSeq and is a predicted model, not a curated record. The coding region runs from base 1 to 546 and encodes 181 amino acids. The transcript has a single exon. Lineage: Eukaryota; Fungi; Ascomycota; Dothideomycetes; Mycosphaerellales; Mycosphaerellaceae.